Messenger RNA from Fonsecaea erecta, 1602 nucleotides. RefSeq lists its product as hypothetical. The coding region runs from base 1 to 1602 and encodes 533 amino acids. The transcript has 4 exons. The record is from RefSeq and is a predicted model, not a curated record. Gene Ontology annotation, molecular function: monooxygenase activity; heme binding; iron ion binding. NCBI's taxonomy places the organism in Eukaryota, Fungi, Ascomycota, Eurotiomycetes, Chaetothyriales, Herpotrichiellaceae. Gene Ontology annotation, biological process: sterol metabolic process.
AUGGACGUCCUCGCGAAUGCCACCAGCUUUGCCUCUCCUCUCGCCAACGCCGACCUCAAGGUUCAGGCCGCCUAUGCUUCGGGCAUCGUGGGGAGAGUGUGGGCGCAGCUUAAUGUUUGGACCGUACUCUUGACCAUUAUCCUACUAUUGGCUACCUACGAUCAAUGUAGCUACCAAUGGAAGAAGCAUGGCAUCGUCGGCCCGGCGUGGAAGAUGCCCUUCAUGGGCCCUUUUCUCGAAUCGAUGCGACCCGACUUUAGGAAGUACAAGGAGAAAUGGGAGAGUGCGGAGCUGAGCUGCGUCUCCGUUUUCCACAAAUUCGUUGUCAUUGCUGGAACCCGAGACAUGGCGCGGAAAGUGUUCAAUUCGCCGGGCUUCGUCAAACCGACCGUCGUCGAUGUCGCGCCGAAACUCCUUCGUCCCACCAACUGGGUCUUUUUGGACGGAAAAGCCCACGUCGAGUAUCGCAAGGGGUUGAACGGGCUGUUCACGCGCCAAGCGCUCGAGAUGUAUUUGCCCGGUCAAGAGGAGGUCUACAGCAAGUACUUCAAAAACUUUCUGGAGAUGUCCAAGGAAAACAACAUGAAAGCCAAGCCCUGGAUGCCCGUGUUCCGCGAGCUCAUGUGCGCCGUGUCGUGCAGAACCUUUGUCGGACACUACAUGAGCGAGAAGGUGGUCAAGAAGAUCGCCCACGACUACUACUUGAUCACCGCGGCGUUGGAGCUCGUCAAUUUCCCCAUCAUUAUCCCGUUCACCAAGACCUGGUACGGAAAGAAGGCAGCAGACAUGGUGUUGGACGAAUUCGCCAAGUGUGCGGCCAAAUCCAAGGUGCGAAUGGCUGCCGGCGGCAGUAUCACAUGCAUUCUCGAUGCUUGGGUCAAGCAGAUCCAGGAUUCCACCAAGUACCGAGAGCGCCUCGAGCGAGGCGAAAAAGUGGACGAGUCCGAGAAGCCACCUCAAUUGCUGCGAGAAUUUACCGAUUUCGAGAUUGCCCAGACCGUCUUCACCUUCCUGUUUGCGUCGCAAGAUGCCACGUCGAGCGCGUGCACCUGGCUGUUCCAGAUUAUGGCUGAUCGACCGGAGAUUCUGGACAAGGUUCGAGAAGAAAAUCUCCAGCUUCGAGGCGGCGACCGCAACAAGCCGUUUGAUAUGGACAUGCUGGAGUCGAUGGUCUGGACGAGAGCAGUGGUCAAAGAGACGUUGCGAUAUCGUCCUCCAGUCAUUUUGGUGCCCUACGUGACCAAGAAGGAUUUCCCCGUGACGGAAGGCUACACCCUCAAGAAAGGCUCCAUGAUCAUCCCUUCCAUCUGGCCCGCAACCCAUGAUCCCGAAGCAUAUCCCAACCCGGACAGUUUUGAGCCCGAGCGAUGGAUUACCGGGGAUGCCGACAAGCAGGUCAAGAAUUGGCUGGUCUUUGGCACGGGGCCUCAUUACUGCCUGGGACAGACAUACGCUCAGCUGAACCUGAUGGCCAUGAUUGGAAAAGCCAGCAUCUUGUUGGACUGGGAGCACGAGCCCACGCCCAUUAGUGAGGAUAUCGAGGUGUUUGCGACCAUUUUCCCUCAAGAUCAUUGCAAGCUGGUCUUCUCUGAGCGGCCAUAA